This is a messenger RNA of Dibothriocephalus latus, 264 nucleotides long. Lineage: Eukaryota; Metazoa; Platyhelminthes; Cestoda; Diphyllobothriidea; Diphyllobothriidae. The record is from the annotation of a GenBank genome assembly.
AUGCUUGGACCGUACAUACAUGAGCAUAAACAGGCUGUAGGACGCCGUAACGGAUUAUCGCAAGUGGCUGCCCACACUUACGAGACGGGUCACGAAUUCGCCGUCACAAUCGCGAAGAAAGUCGUCCACGCCGGGAGCAAGACAAGCCGGGAAUUGAUUGAAGCUUGGGCCUCCGACGAGAACUUAGUCAUUCGAUUUAUCGAUCUGGUGCCGGCAGACAUCGCCCUGCGCUCUCAUCUCUGGACUGACAUCGCUGAUGGUUGA